This is a messenger RNA of Rhipicephalus sanguineus (brown dog tick), 2743 nucleotides long. RefSeq names its product PR domain zinc finger protein 8. Lineage: Eukaryota; Metazoa; Arthropoda; Arachnida; Ixodida; Ixodidae. The transcript has 5 exons. Gene Ontology annotation, biological process: regulation of DNA-templated transcription. The record is from RefSeq and is a predicted model, not a curated record. Gene Ontology annotation, cellular component: nucleus. The coding region runs from base 45 to 1586 and encodes 513 amino acids.
UCCGCGACCAGCGGGUGGGCGGAGGCGGCAGGCGCGUGCCGGCCAUGGCCGCCGACCGCCGCCUGUCGCUGGUGGCCGCCGAGCCGCUCAAUCCCGGAGACUCGCUGGGACCCGUGCCACCACUGGGCCUCGCAGGCGUGGACCCGCUCGCGGCGCUUGCCUGGCGCUGCCUCGACGAACCACCUGCGCCGGCCAAUGCCGCCGUCAAGGCGGUGUCGGCCUGGCGCGGCCGUCCGUCGGAGUGCCCGGAGACGGACGACGAGCAGCGGCGGCAGCACGAGGAAGAAGAAGAGGAGCGCCUGCGCUGGCUGUCCCAGCUACCGGCCGCUCGCCACCCUCAGGAGCAGAACCUCGAGGUGACGCUGGCGUCGCAGCAACUGCAGCUGCGCGUGUGCCGACCCGUGCAAAGGGGAGAGCCGCUGCUCGCCUGGUUCUCCCGCGAGCUGGCCGACUUGCUCAGGCUGCCCGCCGCACCCCGGAACACCGCAAACGCCCACGGUGGCGAGAAGCCGUACCGGUGUCCCCUCUGCAGUGACUCGUUCGCAAACCCGUACCCGGUGGUUUCGCACCUCAUGUACCGCUGCCCCGCGAGGCACCAUGCCGCGUCGGUCGAGGUGGCGCCUCCGCCACCUCCGCCCACGGUCCCACGGCGGACAAGUGAGGGCGCGCCAGAGCCGGUCUCCAGCGUGGAUGCCAAACCACGGACGCCGUUGACCACCACUUCGCUGCCGGCCGCAAGGAAGGUCAAGGGCUUCGACAUUGCCUCACUCACCGACUGCUGCAGCGGUGGAGGAACAGAAAGCAAGCACCAGGCGACCAGCGCAAAAGACGCCAAGUUGACGCUGGACAGGUUGACAACGUCUCGAGGGGAAGCCACUACGGCGUCGCCACAGGCGCAUUCGCCGGCGGAGGCAUCCGAUUACGGUGCGGCGGCUUGCGUUCCCGACGACCUGUCUUUCAAGCGGCCUUCCAAGAAGCGCGCCAGGGCGGACGACGACGCUGCUGCAACGGCGCCGCCUUCGAGCGCCUUCAAGAAGGUCGACAAAACUGACAGGUCUCCGCCCGGAUUGUCCCCUGUGGCCGGCGGCUUCCCGUUCGCCUUUCCGUACGGCCUGCCGCCAUCCAGCCCCCUUUGCGCCCAGUUCCCGUUGCUGCCUGUGUUCGGGCCGCUCCUGGACCCCAAGGUAGAAGACGACUUCGAGAAGAGCGCUUCCGCCGCCGGCAACAACUCGUCGGCGGCCGCAGCAGCCGCCGCCGCCGCUGCCGCCGCCGCACGGCGCUUUCUCCCUGCCGCCGCCGCAGCAGCAGCCGCGGCAGCCGCAGCAGCUCAGUACCCGGCUGCCGCUGUGCUGCCCUACCUCCCGCCAUCGCUGGCGGCGCUGUCUCUUCCGUCUCAGAACUGGUGCGCCAAGUGCCAGACGAGCUUCCGCAUGACCAGCGACCUGGUUUAUCACAUGCGCUCGCACCACAAGCGAGAACCGGACCCGGCCAAGAAACGGCGAGAGGACAAGCUGCGCUGCCACAUUUGCCACGAGAGCUUCCGCGAGCGGCAUCAUCUCACCCGGCAUAUGACGUCUCACCAGUGACGUGGCGAUGAAGUGUGUCCCGCUGAUGUCACUGCACCGACGGUCGCCAUGGAGUUGGCCAUCGUGCCAGCGUUGGUUUCAUCGAGAAGUAUCUCGAAGGUCGUACAAGAAGGGAACGCGGCUGGCCCUGCGUCGUGCACGACGUAGUUUCGUUGUUGGCAGCUCGCAACGUCGUCAUCGUCGCGCGGGCGUCAGCGCCAAACACCAUCGGUUGCACGACUCUUUAUUGACGGGGAACUUCGGACUGAGAGGCUCUGCCAUGGCUGAUGCGCAAGCCGUUAUCUCUUUUCUUUUUAUUUUGACAAGUUCCGAGGUUGUCAACUGGAAGAUGGCUGUCGACGUCUGUCCAUGGCUUGAAAGAAAGUGAAAGAAAGUGUACGUUUAGGAAGCCGCAGUCAUCAGAGCGCGCCUUUUCUGUCACCGUUACCUGCGCGUAUCUUUAACCGAACGCCUGCGUGGCUCCUCACCAGAGAAAGGUUUGAGCCGUCUGGUGGCUUGUUCCUAUUGGUAUUUGUGGUGUUGCCCCUGGGGACGCGCAUCUUGUAAGCGCCCAAAAAAGCCCUGGUUUUGUUGUUUCCUAUGAACUCUCAAGAGAACUCCUGACUCUCUGUGCGAGAUGUGGCCAAGUCUAGUCAUCUCAUCGUUGUCUUGUGUGUUAUUUUUGUGGUGCGAAAGAUGAAUAUGAAUUGAUUGUCGGUGACAUGGGCCGUGACCUUGGCGAAUCAACUUGUGUUUCGGCGGAUCCGCCAAGCGAGUUGAACGGUUGGCCAAUGAGCAUAACAGAGAUGGCACUGAAGGUUUGCUUUUAUGUAAUUUACGCCGUGGUGUUAAGAAAGACAUGGUGUGAAAAUCUGUGAAGUCUCAUAUGUACAAUUAACUUAAGGCGACCUUUCUUGGAAGAACGUGAUGAAUAUGUGUUUAUGUUAUUUAACGCACUACAUAACGGCGAAUACCACAGUUUGUCCGUUUUCUUUUUUUUUUUUUUUGGUUAGGGAAGCUACCAGUAAUGAAAGGGCCUGCAGAUAAUACUUUAGAGGCGUGUCAACCGAUAGCGCUUCCAGGCAUAAUAGAUAGACGUUCAAGAGCAAAACUAUAGGAUGUUCUUCAAUUUAUUUCGCACAUACGGUGCAAUUUGUUACCAACUGAGAGGUUGUCGA